CCACAGAAGCUCCAUUUUCAUCCAUGGAUAUGUCCUAUCCUAGCAUAUGAAGCAGACGACGUCUCAAUUCACCAUGCAGGAAACAUAUGUAGGCUUGCCGUUUACUUAAGCUGUAUGGAGGGAAAUGUCCUUUAAAGAUAUCCAUGACGCAGUGACCGUCACAAUGUAAAUGCAAGGACGUGUGAUAAGACGGUUGAUGUCCUGAUUUGUUUCAUAGUCUUAUCAUAUUCUCUUAUAAGUGUCCUUCUCCCGUCCAUUCUGUUUGUAGCCGUCAUUAGGUAUUCUUCGAAACAAAACUUAAUAGAUAAUAUUUCUAGCCUUUAUAUGCUUUCUUGAACUAUACAAUUAUAUACUGCUGCAGGUCAACUCCCUGGGUAAUUCAAUAUGUCUUUACAACUCACUUCUGUGAAGUGCGACGAAAAGAGAGACGAGCAAUCUCAUAAAUCAGCUUGGUUUCAGUUCAUCAAGUCUGUCGCCACAUUCAAAGGAGAUCUCACAUCCCUAACAGCACCACCCUUCUUACUUGCUCCCCAAUCCAUCGUCGAAUUCAGCACAUACUGGGCCGAGCACCCAAGCCUCCUAGUAUCACCCGCCCGAGAAGAAUGCCCCGAAAAAAGAUCAUUAAAAGUCCUACAAUGGUUCAUCAGCACACUCCGCCAUCAACACGCGAGCAAAGACGAAAACGGCAAGCGAAAAAAGAUGAAGCCCCUGAACCCAUUCUUAGGUGAGCUAUUCGUAGGGAAAUGGCAUGAUAGCGCGGGAACGACGCAUCUUGUGACGGAACAAGUCAGCCACCACCCACCGGCAACGGCGUUUAAGAUCUGGAACGAUGCGCAUGGCGUCAGCCUUGAGGGACAUGUCGCGCCGAAGGCGUAUUUCUCGUCAACUAUAAAUAUCGAGCGAAAGGGGUAUAGCAUCCUGCACAUCGACCAAUACGACGAAGACUACUGGAUCACGAUGCCGAAGGCGCAUGUCGAGGGUCUAGUGACGUUCCAAAUCGCGCCCGAACUCAGUGGUGUAUCGUACAUACGCAGUUCCUCGGGCUACACGGCGCGCAUCAAUUACUCGUGUAAAGGUUGGUUAAAGGGGAAGAGCAACUCGUUUAACGCUACUUUAUACCGCGACGAUGACGAAAGCAAGCCUUUGUAUGUUCUAGAAGGGCAGUGGAAUGAUUCAUAUAUGGUUAAGACGGGCAAGGGGAAGGUACUGGAGACGGUUGAUUUGACUGCGUUGCGGAGGACGCCAUUUCAGGUUGCAUCGCUUGAUUCACAGCAUCCGCUUGAGUCUAGACGUGCGUGGAGGCAUGUUGUUGAUGCUAUUAAUUCGAACGAUAUUUUCGCCGUGGGCCACGAGAAGAGUAAAAUCGAAAACGCACAGCGGGCGCUACGUAAGCAAGAGCGGGAAGCAGGGAAGACUUGGGCGAGGCGAUAUUUCCGACAUGUCGAGGAGGAUCCUAUAGCAGACAGGCUCUCGAUACAAGACAAGGCCAUAGCGGCGGAUGGGCAUGAUAAGAUGAUCUGGAAAUUUGACAAUGAGAAGUACAGGAGGAUCGCGGAAGACCAGAGAAAUGGUAUUAAGAGCCCAACGCAUGCUCGUUUCGAUUCAGGGAUUGGUUUGUCGGAGAUGGAGUUAUAGACCGGAGCUUGGAUGAGGAUCAUUGCAUUUACGGGACCUUUGGCGCACGAUAUCGGAAGGACGGGUACACAGAAAUGUAUGGGAAAUGGGCCCAUGAAUAUUAUGCUGGCGGGCUAGGCAAGGGAUGGUUAAAUAGGCGAAUAAAUGGGGAACAGCUCACAGUAAAAUAAAUCAAAGAGUCGAAUUCA
Molecule: messenger RNA, 1823 nt
Organism: Hypoxylon trugodes
Lineage: Eukaryota; Fungi; Ascomycota; Sordariomycetes; Xylariales; Hypoxylaceae
Product: Oxysterol-binding protein
Exons: 3
Coding region: 385-1635 (416 amino acids)
Biological process (GO): exocytosis; piecemeal microautophagy of the nucleus; maintenance of cell polarity
Cellular component (GO): intracellular membrane-bounded organelle; cytosol; membrane
Molecular function (GO): oxysterol binding
Source: RefSeq, a predicted model, not a curated record